UCUCACCUGUAAAUCUACAAGUCAAGAUCAUACCGUCGCGCUCGCGGAUGUCUUAAAUAUGAGAUGGGCAAUGCGGAAGUGUAGGCUACAUUGCUUUCGAUCGGUCUCUAGUCAGAGAAUUUCUCUCAUUAGUUAAAGCUUGUCUUCGGCUAUGUGAGUAUAAGAGAAGAGAGACUGACGACGGUCUGCAUGAACUGAACUGAACUGCUUUGAAAACUUUGAUCUGACGAUGUUCUUCACUGAUCGAGAGGAUGAUGUGGCUAUGUACGAGCUGGACAAUGCAGAUGAGACCUUACUUCCAGCACAGCAUAACUCGUACCUUCCUCGAUUAUAUGACUAUGUACUGGUGGCUGAAAAAGUGGAGGACAUGGAGGACCAAAUCUUCAAGAAACAGGAUGCUUUCAUCAGGGAACUGAAACGGAAGAACUUUAAAGUGACUAGAAUUGAACAUGCUGGAAAGGUGUUCUUCGGUAUCUGUGCACCUGAGGAGAUGUUUACAAAGUACAAAUACUUGCUAAAGGUGUCCGAUGCCUGUAACUGGAGCGGGGAGCAAAAGUGUGAAUCAUCUGUGUCAUUCUGCACCAGAAUCAGGAUUGUCCACUUUGUCUUGAACAAUACUUUUAUAGGAUCAGGAGAGGGCCUGAAAGAACUGCUGUGUCAAAGCGCUUUUGAGUCCAUCUUCUGUCUGCAUGAGAAAAAAGAGCAGAAAAAACUAAGAAAGAAGUGGGCAAGCUGGCUUUCAGUAUUGAAGCUGUUUAAACAGCCUGUCACUGAUGUUAAGGACUAUUUUGGGGAGAAAGUGGCAUUGUAUUACCUGUGGCUGGGCUGUUACACACGGAUGCUCGUUCCUGCAGCUGUUAUUGGUAUUGUUGUGUUCUUGUACGGCCUUGCGUUCUUCAAUACCAGUCCACUCAUUCAUGAAGUCUGUGACUCCAACACCAUCAUGUGUCCAAGAUGUGAUGUAAGAUGCAAAGUGUGGAACCUGUCUGACACCUGUACAUAUGCCAAGGUGAGCCAACUAUUUGACAAUGAAGGGACUGUUGUUUUUUCCAUGUUCAUGGCGAUUUGGGCAACCCUGUUCUUGGAAGUGUGGAAGAGACAUCGAGCUCUGUAUGUGUCAAAGUGGAAAGUGUUUGACUGGUGCGAGGAGGAGGAAGAAUUGAUUUUGGAGAUUGUAAAUAACCCUCAGUGUAAGCCUAAAGAGUUCAGACAUUCUUACCUGCGCAGCAUUGUGGUGCUUCUGUUGGUCACAUUAGUGCUGUUGGUGAUCAUCGGUGUGACCCAUGCUCUGGUGAUCUGCCGUGUUUUAACUGCAAUAUUGUUGUCCCAAAAAGAGUUUGAGUUUCUGCGUGAUCAUGCCACCACAAUAGCCAUGUUAUCUGGAGCAGUGCUACACUACAUUACUAUUCAGGUUAUGACUCGGGUCAACAAAUUUGUGGCUUUCAAACUGUGUGAGUUUGAGAAGACCCGCUCCUUUGCAGCCACAGAGAAGCGCUUCACAGUGAAGAUGUUCACAUUUCAAUUCUUUACUCUCUUCUCAUCACUAUUUUAUGUGGCGUUCUUUCUGGGAAGGAUCAAUGGCUAUCCAGGAAACUAUGUUCGAAUUUUAGGGAAAUGGAGACUAGAAGAGUGUCAUCCAAGCGGCUGCCUCACGGAUCUCUUCAUUCAGAUGGCUGUUAUUCUGGUGCUCAAACAAACAAUCAACAACAUAUUUGAGUUCACAGUGCCUUGGUUAAAGCUGUGUUUUAGGCGCACAAAAGCUAAGACGAUGCGCAGAAAGUGUGGUAACUGUUACCGGAAGGCAUGUCGAGAGGAUGGGGGUAACUUCUACCCAUGUGACCUCUGCAACCUUCGUAACUGGCUGGAAAACUAUGACCUGAGUGAUGUUAAUGCUUUCACCUUGUUUAAUGAGUUUUUGGAAAUGGUUCUUCAGUUCAGUUUCACCACCAUCUUUGUGGCUGCGUUUCCUCUGGCUCCUUUAUUGGCUCUCAUCAAUAACAUAUUUGAGAUCAGGCUGGAUGCCAUCAAGAUGGUCAGCCUUGAGCGCCGCCUAGUGCCCAAAAAGACAAAUGACAUUGGUGUGUGGACUAGAAUAUUAGAAGCUGUUGGGGUGAUGGCUGUCAUUGCCAAUGGACUAGUGAUUGGGAUUUCCUCUGACUUCAUACCCCGUCUGGUGUAUCGAUACCAUUAUGGACCUUGUGCUGUCAGCAAUGGUACAAACCUGGACUGUAUGACAGGGUAUAUCAACAACACACUGGCAACAGCGUUCAUGUCCAAUGAGAGAGUGAGACGUGACUUCAGUGAAUUGAUCACAGACAAUGGAUAUAAUGUUACGCAAUGCAGUUACAAAGACUACCGCAGUGAUGACGACCAGAGUCUCACCUCUCAAUUUUGGCUCAUUCUGGCACUCCGCUUUGCCUUUGUUAUUCUGUUUGAGCAUGUGGUGGUGAUGUGCAAAUUUAUUGCUGCCUGGUUUAUACCUGACAGUCCCAUCAGAGUGAAGAAUGACAGGCUCGACGACAAACUGAGAAGACUGAAAAAAGAACUCGAGAUAGCAAAUUCAAUAUAUGACAGCAGAUCUACUGAGGUGUGAGCGAUGAAGGUUCAAACCACGAGAGUUUUGAAAACGUUCUGACUUCUGUGUGCAAAUAAGACUUGACACAAGGAAGAUUUCUGUAUUUGACUGAGAUCAUUAUCUCCUUUGAAUCAGUACAUGGGACGGAUCUCUUUGCUUCACUACUUCCAGAGCCUUCAGAAUCUUACUGGAGCUUUGCUCUCUUUGCAGUUUACAGUUUUCCCUCAAGAUGAGUCAUAUAUGUUCUGCUUCAGAGGGAUACACCAUACAUCUUUGUGGUUGCAUCAUAAAUUAAUUAUAUUUCUGAGCAAUGAAAGACAAUUUGACUUUUUUAAAAGAAAAAAAAAAUGUGAAAAUGUCAAAUCAGACAGCUGAUGUCUAUUUAUGAUUUUAUUUAGUGUGUGCUUCUGAAAGAAUGUCAAACAAGCCUAAAAAAAAUACAUUAAUUUUGUUGCCAAAAAACAUUUUAUGAUGAUGUAUGUUCCCUAGAAGUUUUUAUCAAUGAAACUGUUUUUUAAUGUUUACUCUUAAAAAAGUAAAAAAAAAGCUAUAUUUGGCUUUACUGUUAAAAACCUAGUUUCAUGAGGAUUUUUACUUAAAUGUGAAGACAAAGGAAUUAUGCCAGUGUGUUAUGCUCUUUACAAUGCUGUCCAUGGCUUUUCUAAACAACUGUGUAUCUUGGUACAUAUAUUUUGAUAUUGUAUUUUUGAUAUUGUUGUUUUAAAAUCAUUGUGUUCCAGGAAUUAAAUAAUAUUGUGAAAUAAAUGUUAAAUGUGAGGUUGAAAUAAAACCGUCAACCCUUUUGUCAUCCACAAGAUGUCAGUAAAAAUGCAUGUUUACACUG
This is a messenger RNA of Ctenopharyngodon idella (grass carp), 3419 nucleotides long. RefSeq names its product anoctamin 9b (gene ano9b). Gene Ontology annotation, cellular component: plasma membrane. The record is from RefSeq and is a predicted model, not a curated record. The transcript has 24 exons. Bases 230 to 2593 code for a protein of 787 amino acids. Gene Ontology annotation, biological process: chloride transmembrane transport. Gene Ontology annotation, molecular function: chloride channel activity. Lineage: Eukaryota; Metazoa; Chordata; Actinopteri; Cypriniformes; Xenocyprididae.